AUCUUGAUGUCUUUACUCUUUGUUUUGUUUUGUUAUUUUUGCUUUUCAUUUUGUGAUAGUUGUAAAAUGUAAAUAAAAUCGGAAUGGAAGAAAUUGCAGAGGUUGCUGAAACUUUAUCUCACGAUGAUCUCCUUGAAAUAACGAAGUCGUCACUAGUUAAUCUAUUGCGUUCAGAUUCAUUGCUGUCCGAUUUACCGUCUGAUAUAAUUUUGGAGGAGAUAAUUUCGCUGACUGCUGUAGAACAUGGCCAGUCUAUUAGUAUCACUAUCUUCAGAGAAAAUGAACCAUCUUUAAAAGUAAUUGUUGCACAAAAUGCAACAGUAAGAGAACUGAAGAAAGCCAUUGCAAGACAUUUUGAAAUACACCAGCAAAGGACUGGGAAUAAAGUCAAGAUAUCUUGGAAGUACAUAUGGAGGACCUAUGACUUGAGCUUUGACAGUAUCAUUUUGGAUGAUAAUAGCAGUUUCAUAAGCAAUUACGGAGUCACAAAUAAAGUUACAUUGAAUUUUAAGAAAAAGAGAAAAAAACCAAAGCAAUAAUUGUAAAUUAUUUAUUUUUAUAAUAACCUACAUCCAUAAGUAAAAUAAAGAUAAUAAUGCUUAAUUAAAUACAAGUAGUAUUUCUUAUAACAAAAAUAUACUUCUGUGAAAGUUAUAUGAAACAAAUCAGACAUCAGCUGCUUGUUAUAUUUAACAUAAUUUUCUUCUUUCUAGAUACUUAACAUAAUUCUGAUUAAAAUCAAAUGCUAUAAUUAGAAAAAUAUUUAUAAUAACUUUGUAUUAUAUUAUAAUGUAAUAAACUAAUAUUCUACAUA
Molecule: messenger RNA, 814 nt
Organism: Bicyclus anynana (squinting bush brown)
Lineage: Eukaryota; Metazoa; Arthropoda; Insecta; Lepidoptera; Nymphalidae
Product: U11/U12 small nuclear ribonucleoprotein 25 kDa protein
Exons: 3
Coding region: 84-539 (151 amino acids)
Biological process (GO): mRNA splicing, via spliceosome
Cellular component (GO): U12-type spliceosomal complex
Source: RefSeq, a predicted model, not a curated record